This is a messenger RNA of Zonotrichia albicollis (white-throated sparrow), 2026 nucleotides long. NCBI's taxonomy places the organism in Eukaryota, Metazoa, Chordata, Aves, Passeriformes, Passerellidae. The record is from RefSeq and is a predicted model, not a curated record.
GCUUUUGGUGAAGUCAGGCCCGAGCCCUGCUAGACUGUGGCCUGGGGGAGGUGAGAUGUGCCUGGGGAUAUUGCUGUGGCUCCAGGCAUUGACAGCCUAAACCUUUGCCUUCCAGGUCCCUCCCUCUCUCCCAGUCGCUCUGGUACUUCCUUCCAGUGUGGAAAUUGAUCGGUUGGAGUUAUGUGUUUGACCUGCAAGAGCCACGCUGCCAGUGCUUCGGGGAUCUUGUGAACUGGAACGGGAAAGGAGCCCGCCGGCAGGUGGAAUGGGGCAGCCAUGAACGGCGAUGCCCUGUGCCAGGAGCCCUCCUCCCCGCUCCCCGACUGGAGGGAGUUCUGCAAGCUGCACGCCCAGGCAGCCGCCGUGGACUUCGCCCAGAAGUUCUGCCAGUUCCUGAAGGAGAACCCCCACUACGACACCCCCGGGGCAGAGACCUCCUUCUCCCACCACUUCACCGCCAACUUCCUGGACAUCUUCAGCCUGGAGGUCAGCAGGGUGUUCGUGUCUGACUCGCCCACCAAGUACAACAUCGUGCCCUUCGUGGGGCUGCAGAACUGCCACGUCCCCUACGGGCGGGAGGUCACCCCCAGGAAGGAGGAGACCUCCACAGAGUCUCUGGACAGCAUGGACGCCCCUCUGGGCGCCAGCCGCUACCUGACCCCGGCCCAGCAGGUGCAGGCUCACAAAGUCUCCUCCUACGGGCAGUCCCGCAGCUCGGAGGAUGUCUCCAUCCACGCUGCUGCCAAGCCCAAGUUCAAGAAAGGUUUCUCCCUGAGGAACAUGAGCCUGUGCGUGGUGGAUGGCAUGAAGGAGAUGUGGCACCGCAAAUCCUCUCCGGAGCCGGGCGCCGAGGGAGCCUGGGGACCCUCGGGAGAAAUGGACACACAAACUGCGCCUGUCCAAGGUGCCCUCGUCCAAGGUGGAGCUGGUGGACAUCCAGAGGGAGGGGACGCUGCGCUACAUGGUGGCCGAUGACACGAACUGUGUGGGCAGCUCGCAGUGGCAGAAGUGCCGCCUCCUGCUGCGCAAAGCGGUGAAGGUGGAAGGGGAGAGGUUCCUCCUGGAGUUUUAUGUCCCUCCAAAGGCUUCCAAACCCAAGGUGAGCAUCCCGCUGUCGGCCAUCAUCGAGGUGCGCACCACCAUGCCCCUGGAGAUGCCUGACAAAGACAACACCUUUGUCCUAAAGGUGGAGAAUGGGGCCGAGUACAUCCUGGAGACCAUCGACUCCCUGCAGAAGCACUCGUGGGUGGCUGAUAUCCAGGACUGCAUCGACCCUGGGGACAGUGGGGACGACAUCGAGCUGGUGUCCUGUGCACAGGGACCCUGUCUGCCAGGCAGGACAACCUCGUCCAGCUGCGAGUUCCUGAAUGAUGAGGCACCCAGGCCACCAGACAGAUGUGCCCUGCCCAGCUCUCACAACGCUGCCAUGGCCACCUCUGUCCCUGUGCCCCCUGGCCGGGGCAGGGACUCCCUGGGGGAGCUCCUCACCCACGUCCCACUGGAAAACUUCCUGCAGACGCUGGAAUCCUCCCCCACUGCUGGUGGGCACCUCACAGGGGAGGACAGCGAGGCCGAGGCUGAGAUCAACCUGUCUGACUUCCCCUGGUUCCACGGGACCCUGUCCCGCAUCAAGGCAGCCCAGCUGGUGCUGUUUGGGGGCGCCCGCAGCCACGGGCUGUUCGUCAUCCGGCAGAGCGAGACACGGCCGGGCGAGUACGUGCUGACCUUCAACUUCCAGGGCAAAGCCAAGCACCUGCGGCUGUCGCUGAACGAGAGCGGGCAGUGCCACGUGCAGCACCUCUGGUUCCAGACCAUCUUCGACAUGCUGCGCCACUUCCACACGCACCCCAUCCCGCUGGAGUCGGGCGGCGCCGCCGACAUCACCCUGCGCAGCUACGUGGUGGCACAGAGCCCGCAGCCAGGUGGGUGCCAGGCUGCUGGGGACUGGGGGAUUGUCCCUAAAAAAGGGACAGGUCCAUGGGAUUUCCUCCCUAAAGCAGCGCCCUGCUGAUGUGUGUGGCUCUGG